AUGGAAGUUGCUGUCCACAAUGUCGACGGGAGAAGUCAACAAAGGAAGAGGAGAAGGUCCAUGUGGAAUAUAGAGUCGAGCAGCGACUCCGACGCCGGAGAUAUUGACCACGAUGGUCAUACAAGACGGCUGACGUCUCGUUCUAGCCAGGCACGAACUACAACACCGCAGGCCUCGUUGCCGGACAGAGGAGCCGGUGAGACAUUUCCACAACCGUCAGGCACAGCUCAAGCAUCUCAGCAAAGCAGUUCCCGUGCCUCCAAGAGGCAGUCAAAAUCCAUCGGCCCUAAGCCCACUACACGUUUCUCCACCCCAGAGUCAGGACCUGGUGUUGUUUUGGAUGGGGACAUGGUGGACCGAGAGAGAUUGCCUAACCGAACCAUGCCAGAGAUUCGCGCGAUCAGAGACAAGACCCGGCAAGGGAAUACUCCAUCAGAAAAGCGCGCACAGCCUUCACAGACACCACAAUCCGCUUUCUCAACUUCCUCUCAUCCGACACAAUCAGCACAGCUCGGUAGUCAUACGCACAAUCAUAAGCCUUUAGCUGGGCGUUCGAAUGCGCCUCCUACCGCACAGCGGUCUACCAGCUGUAGGGCACACACACCGUCCGUGUCAGAAUCCAACGUUUCCAGGACUGGGCCCAGACAAUUACUGCUCGGGGGCCAAGGGGACAGAGAGGUAUCUCCCCGUCAGGGCGUCGACCUCAUGGUUUUGAUACCCAUGCCGCAGCCAGGCCCUCCUGCUGCGCCGUCGCAGCGAGUCACAUCGGUCGCACUUGUUGAAAGCCACGGUGAAGCGGAAGAGCUUGGGACCGCAUCAUCAACGAGUGAAAGAAUCAAACCACCUGACCGACCUCAACUGUCUGAAACGUCUGAGAACGACCAGAAGCAUCGGAACAGCUCACCUCCGACUGUGGCGGAAAAGUCUCAAGAUGCUACUGCUGAACAUGGUCCGGACAACCAAGCUAAGUCAUCCAACAGCGCUCCAAAGCCAGAAACCCUUCCGGCGGCAGUAGAAGCCUCGCCCGACCUUUCCACCGAUGUAAGGGGUGAGACGCGUAACAUGGCACAGCCUCAGUUCCUGCAAAGCGACCCGUCCAAACCAUGCGAGAACUCCACGCCGGUACCACCAAGCUCAACUCUCACGGCGAAUGAUAUAGAUCAGUAUUACCAUACCGGUAUAGAGGCAAUUCGCUCUGGAACUCGAAAUCUGGAGAGCUACUACUUCGCCAUGAACGACGAGCAAAUUGCGGAGAACAAACUGCUGAAGGAGGCAAACCAAGGGCUGCAGUCCCUUAUCCGCCAGGCCUUUACCGAGAACGCCACGCUCAAGAAAGAGGCGGCAGAAAACAAGGAAGAAUUAGACAAGCUCCUGAAGGAGAAGAAGAGAUGGGCGGAGGAUAGGCAGAACAUAGGGAGGAUAGCUAGAACCUGUAAGACUCUUGAGGAACUUGCAAAUUCCCUGUCGGCACCUGAUGAGAAGAGCUGA
This is a messenger RNA of Aspergillus calidoustus, 1488 nucleotides long. Lineage: Eukaryota; Fungi; Ascomycota; Eurotiomycetes; Eurotiales; Aspergillaceae. The record is from the annotation of a GenBank genome assembly.